AUGAAUCGGCUUGACGAAACUGCGCAAAAAGAGAGUUCGACGGGAAAGGGCUUGUCGGACUCUGGCUAUAAAACAGAGCCAAAUACGAGCCAGGGGAACGCAACAGUGACAAGUGAGGCGGAUAUUGGGAUGAAUUACGAAGAGAUCUGCAAAGCCCUCGCUCCGGAAAUACGCCCAGAGGAGUAUAGAAGAGUAACGGCGACUGUCGAACCUGAGGUCGUCGAGAAAGACCUUUUUCUCCAGAGAAUAAUGAUCAAUGAAGCGUUGUUGCCACUGAGAAUGAUGCUCCCAGAGGGAACUUCAAAGACAGGCCUUCUUUUGAAGAACUUCAGAGGACUUGUAGAAACAUAUCCCAAAGUACUCUCAUUUUAUUUGCCUCUUCUGGAAAUCCACCGCCAUCGAUCAGAGCGAUCCAAGUUCCGCGACAUACUCACUGAAGUAAAAGCAAAUCUGAACAGCGUUAUCGGCAUUCAAAGAGUUUGUGAAAGAAUAGAUGCCAGAUACUUUUCAAAAUCGUCGAUCAUCAGUUUGAAUCCUGAAACAACGAUUAAUUCGAUUCAACAUUACAGUGGCAAUCAAAGUAGCGGUAUGCGUCGGUCGGUCUUCACGUCUUCCUCCCGCCUCACUCAUCCCUCUAUUUCGCGAGACGAAAGCAAUCCAAUCAAAAUCAGAAAGACCGAUCAAAACUCGCCCAAGUCCAACAUUCAGAGUCCAGCAGACAAAUUGCCUGGAAAAGAAAAUGUUCUAGCGGCGGGCGAAGUGAGCCGAAAGAGUGUUACGCCGGAGAAAAUCGCUGUCAACGAUAUCAAAGAAGAGAUCAAGUCGAAACUGGCCGUGCCAAAAGUCGAUCCAGUCGAAGAAAAAGAGAACAUCGAAGUCAGCCGAAAAAAGACCUCAUUCAAAGUGCCAAUUCAAACUCCGCGCUCGGCUUCUGCCAGUUCCAGUAGCCACACCCCUCGGGCUCAGCAGCAGCAGACAACAACGAGGCAAACGAAAACAGUUCAAAUCAAGGGCAAAACGUACCAAAUACUCGACAAGCUCGGCCAGGGCGGAUUCAGCAAGGUGUACAAGUGUCUCGACGAUCAUCAUGGAAUGUGCGCUCUCAAAUAUGUGGAUUUAGCCAAGGUCGACAAGAACAACUUGGACGGCAUCAAAAACGAGAUCUACCACUUGGAAAAGCUCCAAGGAAAGCCAAACAUAAUCCAACUCUACGGGCACGAUAUCCAGGAUAGCAGAAAUUUAUUCAUCAUUCUUGAGUACGGCGAAAUAGAUUUCCAGCAAUAUAUUCUGCGUCAUCCGAAGCUUUCUCCCACCGAUAUCAAAUUCUUCUGGAAACAGAUGGUGACCGCCGUUGGAGUCGUCCAUGACUGUGGAAUUAUUCACCGAGACCUGAAGCCGUGUAAUUUUGUCCUUGUGCAAGGAGAAGUAAAACUGAUAGACUUUGGUAUCGCCAACUCAAUUGAGACAGAUGUGACGAGCAUGGCCUCGGAUAUGAUUGGAACCCUCAAUUAUAUGUCACCUGAGCAACUAAAAGAGACUGAAACUGGCUCAAAAGUUGUAAAAGUUGGCAAGUGGACAGAUACGUGGUCUCUUGGAUGUAUUCUCUAUUUAAUGGCGUAUGGGAAGUUGCCUUUUCAAGAAUUCAAGAAUCAAAUGAUGAAAAUCGCCAAGAUCUGUGACGACUCUCACGUGAUCGAUUUCCCGAUGCACGAAUGCCUCGAGAUCAUGCCAAUGCUGAGACAGUGUCUGGAUCGCUCGCCGAAAUCGCGCCCACUGCCGCACGAGAUCCUCUCAUCCUUUUUUUACUCGGCAAAUUUGGUCGAAAAGCUCAAGCAUGUGCAUUCGUACAUGAGCGACAAAGAGCUGCAGCAACUAUACAAAAUGAUAACAUAA
This is a messenger RNA of Oikopleura dioica, 1893 nucleotides long. The record is from the annotation of a GenBank genome assembly. NCBI's taxonomy places the organism in Eukaryota, Metazoa, Chordata, Appendicularia, Copelata, Oikopleuridae.